Molecule: messenger RNA, 1614 nt
Organism: Penaeus indicus
Lineage: Eukaryota; Metazoa; Arthropoda; Malacostraca; Decapoda; Penaeidae
Exons: 4
Coding region: 328-1275 (315 amino acids)
Source: RefSeq, a predicted model, not a curated record
UAGUGCGGGAAAGGGGAAGGGUUGAUGCUCAAACGUCUUGUCAUAUCACGUGAUUGUACAUGUCAUCUACUUCCUAACACUUGAAUAUACAUAUCACACCUCAGGGUCUAUAGCAUAGUGGUAGACGGUGUCAUACCUGUGUGUUUUUUCGGAAAUUGGUGAAAUACCUCUGUUCGCGGAUAAGUGUAGUUCAGCGUCUUCCAGUGUCCCACGUGUGCCGCGCUCGUCACCUUCACGCAGGUGAUGAUGCCGUAGACGCCGUCCGCAGCGGCCGGCGCCUCUGGCCUCGUCGACGCCUUCGGGAGCUUCUCUAGCCUCGCACGGGCCAUGAAGAAGUCCAAGGGCAUCCGCUCCACUAUGAGUUAUUUCUCCGAUGCCCCAUCCUACCCUGACGACGAACCCCCACCCUUUUCCCAGCGCCAAUACCCGCCCAGCUACAACUACCCUCCGGACUACCACAACUACCCCACGGCCCCGAGAGACUACUCGAUGCGAGGAGCCAACAGGGACUACCCAAGCGAGAGGGACUACCCGCCGGAGGAGAGGACCUUCUCCAGCAGGCCGAUGGAUUUCCCAAGCCGACCAAGCGACUACCCGCCCGGCCCGCCCAGCUACCAGAACGGGCCCAGGGACUACCACCACGACAGGGAGUUCCGCCGCAACCCCCCGGACUACCAUAGCGGCGGGAGGGACCUUCAGAACGGACCCGGACCUCGCCACGCAGGGCGCAGCGACUACUCGGCUGGUGCUAGGGACUACUCCGAUGGUGCUAGGGACUAUUCAGAAGGUGCUAGGGACUACUCGACAGGUCCUAGGGAAUACCGCCGAAUGGAAAAGGACUAUUCGAGUCAGCAGAGGUAUAGCACCAGUCCGCGGCACCGCUACAGGAACGCGGAGGACUACCACUACGACUACCGGGGAGGCUACCGGCCCUCUCUGGACUCAGACCCCCGUGAUGGCUACACCACGGAUGGCAGCGGUUCGGGCUACAGAGAGGGGAGCAUAAGAGGUUUCGAAAACUAUCGGUACCCUGAGAGCGAGGCACUUCUGCCCCGGGAUCGUCUCAGCAACCCGUUCUCCUAUCAAGCAAAUGGUGCUACUUAUACGAAAGGCGAGUCGGGAGGCGAGAAACAGCCCUUCUUGGGUGGCGUGGAGCCCGUCCGCCUCACGCCUUCAUGGGAGAACACCAACCUGCCGAAGGAGGAACUCAACUUCAAAAAUGUCAGCACUUUCGAGACCUUCGAGGUGGAUAUGGAGCCUCCCAAGGACAGGUGAGUCAACCAGAGUAGAAUUCAUCCAAGUGAAUAUAAUCAGCAAGUCGGACGAGAAACCACACCAUAGUAAAAAAAAAAAAAAAGAGGAAACAGGUAAGGCGCAUGUGUAUUUGACGUUUGCUUUUUGUUAUCAUUUUGCGCAUUUCUCGAUUAUGAAGGAAAUUGUCUCGUGGAAUUAAGUUUACAAGUCUUCAAGAAUGUUAUGAUAGUGUGUUUAGCCUUCGUUUUAAGACCGGUUUUCGUAAUGGUUGUGCGGAUAAGCUGAGCGGCAGACGACGUGCUCGAGAGAGAGAGAAGUUGGAAGGCGGGAAAUUAUGUAUAAUGAUGCAAGAGUGGUUUA